AAGAACUGAAUGAGAUGAGAGAGCAACUGAUUAAAAUGGAGGAACUGAUGCAUAUACAUAGACUGCGUCUGUUGAGUGCAGAGCAUACAAGUACCCGUGAAAGUUCUGCAAAACCAUUCAAAUCUCGAAUUCUCAAAAAGCAUCUGAUGUCCAUGACUUCUAAUGUACAUUAUUACAAAGGGAAUGACUAUGGACCUUCUGUUGGAAUUAUACUACAAAAAAUGGGAAAUCGAGUGAUGAAGAUAUUAGACAUCAAAGAUCACUCAGUUCAUAACAGACACCUGGACAAAUUGACAAUAAAUGAAGUAGGUCGUUCCAAUUAUUAUUUUAAUGAUUCCGUUACUAAUCCUGAUUUUGUAGAUAAUUCAGAAAUAGGUGCAGAUAAUACUGAUGGAAAUAAUAUCACAGAAUCAGUUAGAAGGUCGCAGCUACUUGCAAGCAAACCGAGACAUCGUUAUAAAUACUCAAGGAGAUAUUCGACGUGUGGCGGAUGUGGUGAUUGACAAUUUCUAUUUCUGUAUUGUUUAA
Messenger RNA from Trichobilharzia regenti, 528 nucleotides. The record is from the annotation of a GenBank genome assembly. NCBI's taxonomy places the organism in Eukaryota, Metazoa, Platyhelminthes, Trematoda, Strigeidida, Schistosomatidae.